This is a messenger RNA of Ectocarpus siliculosus, 3648 nucleotides long. Lineage: Eukaryota; Phaeophyceae; Ectocarpales; Ectocarpaceae. The record is from the annotation of a GenBank genome assembly.
AUGGGGGUGCGCGGGCUGAGCUCGUACGUAACGGGAUGCCAGAGGGCGUGCUCUGAGCAUGUGGACCUCAACUACGGUGGUUCCGAUCGGGACACACCUUCAGCAUCAGAUCAGCGUGAUGACCCCGUGAGCCUCGCCGUGGACGGGCUGGCCUUGGUCUACCACAUCAUGCAAAACGCCGGGGCUCAUGAUCUUUGCCUGGAACUGGGGUGCGACUACCGAUCCCUUCAUGAUGCACUGCUGGGCUACCUAUCGGCCCUCACCAACGCCGGGGUUUCGCUGUUGGUAGUCGUAGACGGCAUGCAGGACUGCGAGAAGGAAGCCACCACCCUGGAGAGGCGUCGCUCGCAGGCAGCAGACGCUUCCGAAGCGAUGGUACUCAUGCAGCCUGGGGGCGAAGGGACCGAUGCCGCCUUUCUCCAGCAGCACUGCUCCUCGCUACUGCCGCUUUUCGCUGUGGAAACGCUUAUGGCAGCGUGCAUCUCCGCCGGGGUCUCGAUAAGGUCGGCUGAUAGAGAAGCAGAUCCCGAGCUUGCUGCAGCUUGUCAGGGCAAUACCAGGAGUGUGGAUGGUGGACGAGGGCAGCAUCGAUGCCCGGAGUUAGACGACGCCGGGGGAGGCGUUGGCGUGAAGGGAGGGUGCGACGCGGUGCUGUCGAACGAUAGCGAUUUCUUGGUGAUGGAUAUCCCCGGCUAUAUCCCUUUCUGGUCGCUAGGAGUGGGAGCCGACGGGUCAGCGGGCGCGCUCGUCUUUCGUCGGACCCUGGUGGCAGCGAGGCUGGGGAUACCGGCUGAUUGGAUGCCCGACCUGGCGUGCCUCGUGGGGAACGACUGGAUACAGCCAGAGAAUCACGUCCACAGGAUUAUCAUGCAAUCGGCGGCCACCAGCGGCGGGAGCAACAACGGCCACGAGAGAAAACGGAAAGGGGCGGCGGCACACAACGCGGGAGCAUUAGCGUCAUCAUCAGCUCCGUGGAGAAGGGGCUGCAACGGCAACGGUAUCAGCAGCAGCAACGGCCUAACCGUCUCCGCGUCAGCCAAGCAUCUCGUCGAAGCGACCGCCCGGUACCUCUCCGAAUUCCUCCGCCACACCCAAGUCCCUCGGGAUCGAUGCGGCGCAAAUGAUGCCGUUUCGCCCAGCCAAGUUGGUCCGGCAACGCACGGUGAUGACAGAGGCCACCUUCUCGCGGGUGAAGCGGACCAAUCGAUGACCCGCGAGCUUUGCGCCCGCUUUUUCCCAGCCCUGACGGCCGGCCGAAACGGUGGUGAGUCUGGCGCCGAGGGGGCACACGGACAGGACCAAGCGUCACCUCAAACCGGCUUGGCUGGGACGUCGUCCACCAAGAGCGCCGGCCACCGUGCCCCCAAGCAACAGCGCGCUAGUAGGGCAAGAAAGGGCAAGGGGCACAAGAACAAACGGCCUAGCGGCAACGACCGCGUCGGCGGCAGCACUACCGGUUGUGGAAGCCGGGGUGGACAGCGGGACGCCGGGAUUGGCGAGGAAGACGCCGCUCGGGAGGAGAUGGACGCUGUGGGGGAGGAAGAGGACGGGGAAUCGUUUCUGCGGGGGUUUCUUGCGGCCCGGCUGCACUACGAGGUCCCACCUUUUCGUGCCGCGGGCGAAGACCAGGCGGAAGACGAGACGCUAUCGCCCCCUUUAUCGACCACAGGUUUCGCGGCGACGGUUUCGGGGAGGGGGUUGGUGCUGUCGAGGGUGGGGCUGCGCGCAGGGAUCUGGGCCCCGCCGGAAAUCGCGCAGGCUGUUUUGGAAGGCGUUUUCUGGUGCAGGAUGAUGCUAGAGGACAGCGUCGCCCUCGAGAACGCCGUCGACGAACCCGCCGCUGACUCCACAGAGCCGACGCGCCCAACCGGUACUGAUGCCACCCCGUCGGGCACGCCAGCAUCCCACUCGUCCGCUUUCGCGAGCUUUUCCGGCGUCCGCAAGGGCAUUUAUGAGGUUUACCUGGCACAGUUGGUCGGUGUUUGGACUGCAGGCUGUUUUUCCUCGGCCGCAACUCAAGACGACCAUUCUCGAGAUCGUUCCAUGGUUGUGGCCACGCAAGGGUUUCUGAACAAUUCCGCGGGAAAUUCAGCGCAAAGCGCCGUUCUAGGCUUCCGGGAGCGUUGCGCCGCAUUCGACUCCGGAGGCUCCGCGGUGCCGAGAAGAGAACCACAAACGGCAGCAGCGUCAUUGCCAGAAGCAUCCACAGCGUCAACACAAGCCCCAGCACCAGCAUCACCACCAGCACCUGCGCCGACACCAUCACCACCACCGCAAGCGGUAGCGGCAGCAGCAGUAGAACCGCUGGGGAGCCGCCAGGUUGUAGCCGGUGGUAGCGACAAGCAGCACCAGGGUGGAGACAAGCCGCGGCGGUUCAACGAGAACGACGCUUUGGGGCCACGGGCAGCGGCGGUGGCAGGACGGCGGCGGCAUGACCUCCCUCCCGGUCGCGUGACAAGGGAGGGUGAUGAGUUUGUGGUUCGUGAGUUCCGCCGGGUGGGGACGGGCGUGAAGGCCUUCAGGGUCGUCUGCAAAGUUCCCGCCUCGCUGCGGCUGUCCGCUAGCACGAGCCUGCCGAUGCGGUGGACCCUGUGUCUCUCCACGCUAGGCCUCGCUCGGCGAGAUAACCGGCUUCUCACCGCACUCAUGGACUCGGAGGUGCACGGGAGGCCGAGAACGGCGAGCGGCAGCGGUAAAAACUACAGCAGAACUGACUCGGACGGAACAGAAGUUAGCCAAGGGAGCAACCGUGCUGGUCGUCCUCCGAUCCGGUUGACCGCCGUAGCUCUUGUAGCGGCUCUACUACUCUCCGGCAACACCUCCACGCUAACUUCGUCUGGACGAGGAGAGGAGACAAGCGCGACGGCGAAAGCCUCUUUAUCUCUCGGGAGUUGGCGGCGAGCAAUCGGUGUCUCUUCUGACGGCAAUGGCGUGAGAGGUGGCCGAGAAGGGUCGCUGUGCUGUGCCGUGCCGUACCAUGUGGAUGACGUCUUCUGCCACUGCAAGGUGGUCGAGAUCGGGGAUUGGGUUCCGUGGGAAUUCCAGUGCGAAGACGAGGAGGUACUGUCGAAAAGCGAGGAACUCCAAGAGAUUGUGCCGUCCCCCCCCCGCGGGGGGAAAUAUGGAGGGCUUAAGGGAGAACAGAAGCCCCCGAAUGCGGAACCCAAAAGGCCAGAAGUGGGAAAAAACAAUAACAUCGGCGGCGGACAUGGCGAGGAGAAGACGUCGGGAGAGAAACCUCGCCAGAUUUAUCGUAAGAUCCGCCUGAGAACGUCGGUUUCCUCUCCGUUCGGGACUUCCCACAACGACGCUCUUCAAGGCCACACGUUGAGCGAGAGCGAGGACGAGGUGACCUACACGGAGACCGAUUGCAUCUCCAAGCUGCCCAUGUUCCGCGGCAACCUGGUCGUCAAGACCACCUUCCGAGUAACUCGAUCCGAGGACGACCCCGAAAACUCCGUCCGAGUUAAGGUGACCGUUGUUGUGCGAGACGUGAAGCUUAUCCGAGGGAUGGGCUGGCUGAUGUCGAAGGCCGUCCAGAAGUCCGUCAGGGACGGCGGCAAGAAGCAAGCUGCGAACACCAUGAACGCAAUGGUGUUGGAAGCCAAGCCUGACCGUGAACUCGGUGGUAGUGGAAGCCAAGCCUGA